AUGCAUUAUGAUGUGACGUAUUCAAAUUUAAUGGAAAUUGCAACAAAUAAAGAAGCAGCAAUGAAUGACAAAAGUGGCUGGAGAAAAGAAGAUGACACACAUUUAAAGUACCACAGAAAAACCAGUGGAUAUGGUCAAUUCAAGCGGAUUUUGAAAGUGUCCAAGGAGUCGAAGGCAAAGUGUGGAGUUUGUGGCUAUUCCAAUCACAUUCAAAACACAGUCAAAAAGACUGCAGGUACAAAGAUUACAAGUGCAACAAUUGCGGUCAUUUAUCCAAUGUAUGUAAAAAGGGCGAGAAAGAAAAGAAAAACAAUAAAACACAAAACACAUUUUUGUUUAAAAAUGAUGAUAAUGAUAUAGGUAACUUCGAUCUUUUUAGUAAUUUUUUUCUAUAAUUGAUCAGAACUUUCAAAAUAGAGCUGUGAAACCGUUAACAUUAGAUUUAAUUGAAGAAAAUAAUAAGAUUGAUACUGGUUCGCAAUAUAGUGUUAUUUCAAAAAGAUUGUAUAGCAACUGUUUAAUCACAUUACGUUAAAAAAAAAAAAAAAAAUGAUAUUUCUCUUUUUGAUUAAGUCUGCAAUGAUUUACUGAUAGGCAAAAUACUCGUUAAUUCGGAAUAUGAAAAUAAAAAGAUUAUUAUGUGCAUUUAUUUAAUCGGAAAUGGUGGUCCACCACUAAUUGGCAGGAAUAUAUAAGAAAUUUAAAGUAUUUUAAUUUGUUUAAUAUGGAAAAUGACGGAAGUAUAGAUAGCAUUAUAAGAACAUUUUACAAUUCAUUUAAAGAUGGAAUAGGUACUAUUAAUAAAUAAGAAAUGUCAUUAAAUGUCGAAGAUGAAGUGGUACCCAAAUUUUAUAAACCUAGGUCUAUUCCUUUAGUCUUAAAAACAAAGUGGAAAUCGAAAUUGAACGUUUAGUCAAUAGUAAUAUUUUGGUAUCUAUUGACCACAGUGAAUGAGCAACUCCAAUUUUUCCAAUAUUAAAACCAAACAUUACAGUUAGAACUUGUGGGGGAUUUCAAAAUAACAUUAAAUCCGGUAUUAGAAGGGACUGAAUAUUCUCUUUCAAAAAUUGAACAUUUUUAUACAAAUAUAAGUGGUUCGAAAUAUUUCUCUAAAAUCAAUUUAAAAGACGUGUAUCAACAAAUUGUUAUUAAAGAAUCUGAUCGCAAAUAUACCAAUAUUAAUAAUAUUAAUACACAUAAGGGAUUAUUUAGUUACACUCGUAAUUCGUUCGGAAUAAAAUGGUCAGCAGGUGAGUUCCAAAAAGCUGGUCUCAAGGGCACAGGAGUAUUUCAAUAUGAUAAAGUAGCAGAUUCUACAAUUGCAGAGCACCACAAUGCUCGAUUAAACAAAUUACUAAAUGUACUUUAG
Molecule: messenger RNA, 1369 nt
Organism: Cinara cedri
Lineage: Eukaryota; Metazoa; Arthropoda; Insecta; Hemiptera; Aphididae
Source: the annotation of a GenBank genome assembly